This is a messenger RNA of Bufo bufo (common toad), 1503 nucleotides long. RefSeq names its product transforming acidic coiled-coil containing protein 3 (gene TACC3). Gene Ontology annotation, biological process: cerebral cortex development; cell population proliferation; mitotic spindle organization. Lineage: Eukaryota; Metazoa; Chordata; Amphibia; Anura; Bufonidae. The coding region runs from base 1 to 1407 and encodes 468 amino acids. Gene Ontology annotation, cellular component: cytoplasm. The record is from RefSeq and is a predicted model, not a curated record. The transcript has 13 exons.
AUGAAUAUGUCAACCCUAACAAGCCAGGACUGUGUGGUCCUCAGUAAGAGACAAGGCAGAGUUCACUUCUACAAGACUUCUCACCUAAGCACAGAAUCUACAGUUGGAAAACCUGCUUCAGGAAGGCAGAGUACCGUAAAGCCGCCCAGCACAGCUGAAUCGGAUCCCAAGGCUUCCAGUCCAGAAGAUGUCGCCCAGGAAAUCAAGGAUGACAGUAUUGUGAAGACUGAGGAAAUGACUACUUCACUGACUGCAUAUAAAUCCCUAGACAAGUUUGAAAUCCCAGUAUGUAACAGGCUGCCCAGUGAUUUUGAAUUGCUGGAUUUUGAUUUCAACACCACUCUACAGACAGACUUCAGACCGGCGGAUGAGUUUGACUUCAAGCCUGCUACGGAGUUGUUUGGCCAACCGACAGAAGUCGACUACUUGGAGAACUUCGGCUCCUCUUCAUUCAAAGAAUCUGCUCUCCGAAAGCAGUCCCUUUACCUAAAAUUUGAUCCUCUGCUGAGAGAGUCACCCAAGAAGUCUGCUCCAGCGAGCACGGACCCAGUGCGUGACGUACCACUGCGGAGCAGGUCAGAUUUCUUUGGAUCUUUACCUCAACCAUCGUUUCCUGCGAUUCGGUGCCUUGAAAAUGAGGAAAAACCUAAAGGACUGGAUCUCCUGGGGACUUUUACAGUGUCUGACAGCGCUCCCUUAAUUCCAGACCCCGCAAGCCUUGUGCCGACUCCUGACCCCUUCCUGCUGCCGUCUGAUGUGGGGGCAAUCGUCGAAGUGCUUAAAUACAGCCAAAAGGACAUGGACGCAGCUAUAGAGCAAGUCCGGCUGGAGGUACGAGAAAAAGAGCUGGAGGUUUUGGAGUGGAAAAAUAAACAUGAGAAGCUUUACUUGGAAUAUAUCGAAAUGGGGAAAAUUAUUGCAGAGUUUGAGAGCACCAUCACACAAAUACUGGAGGAUUCACAAAGACAGAAGGAACUGGGCAAAUUAGAGCUGCAGAAAGUGAUCCAUGAGAAGCAGCAGGUGCAGGUGGACCUUAACUCUAUGGAGCAAUCCUUCUCCGAUCUCUUCAAAAGGUUUGAAAAGCAGAAGGACAUACUGGAUGGAUAUCGCAAGAAUGAAGAGGCUUUGAAGAAAUGCGUUGAAGAUUAUCUUGUAAGGAUAAAGAGAGAGGAGCAGCGUUAUCAGGCCCUUAAGGCCCAUGCGGAGGAGAAGCUGAACUGGGCUAACGAAGAGAUUGCUCAAGUACGAAACAAAGCCAAAUCGGAAGUGACCGCGCUACAGGCCACGUUACGUAAAGAGCAGAUGAAGACACAGUCACUAGAACGCAACCUAGAACAAAAGACAAAAGAAAACGACGAAUUGACGAAAAUCUGUGAUGACUUGAUUUUAAAGAUGGAGAAGAUCUGAUCUGCUGCCAUAGCACUUUGUAUAUUUUUAGAUGUAUCACUGUUUGUCUCUUUAUAUGUUUUGUAUGGACUAAUAAAUAGAACAUUAAUUUAACUU